AUGCCUGGGGGCACAGUCCGACCCAGGACAAAUGCAGAUAAGGACAGAGAGAGUGGGCUUGGGAUUCGAACAUGCAACGAAACGAACAAUCUCAUGUAUAUGUCCACAAGCUUCGGCAUAGAUUCGUACUACCCACCUGCAGUCAAUCAGCCUUCUAACAGCGAGGAGUCCUUACACUCUCUGGAUGCAGCACCAGAACCCCCGCGGGAUAGUACACCGAACCAUAACUCGAGUCGCGAGUCAUCCUACUAUACAGCAUAUUCUCCAGAGACUGUAUUAAACAAUGCGCUGAGGGAAUUGGAACCUGUUUUUGAGCGCCACGACAGCAAAGCGGCUGCAUCUACUAGGAUGUCCACCCCAGAACUUCCAGCAAAUCUUCUUCAACCCAUUGAUAAAGAAGAGAAAUCGGCCAGACAUGAAGAUAUCGAGUUCCACCAAGCCGUCAAGAAUCAAUUGAACGCUAUGAAAAGUGAUAUAACCCGACUAGCAGAAGAACUAUCAGCCCAUAAACGCUCAGCCGCUGUUCAGCGAGCGGAUAUCCGGACUGAUAUCCGAUCUACGAAGAUAGAACAAACCAAUUCUGCAACAGAUCUUCAUAGUCUAUUGAGCAAAAUCACUGAAAAGGUCUCUAAGCUUGAGAAUCUCACUGCCGAAGCUGGCCAUGGCCGAAACAACAGUACAGUUGGUUCCUCCAUUCAAGCAUCAACCGACCCUAAUGGUAUAUCGGAUCAUAGCAAUGAACAAUCUUCAAAGACAGGCGAUACGCCCACUGGUACCAUAACCGAGAUCCAGCAGCAGAUCGCCGCUCUGCAGUAUAUGGACAGGGACAUCGAUCUGAAAUUAAAAAAAAUCCAACAGUCUCUCAGUACGAUCCAAGCAUGCUUCGAGGGACGCCUCCUGGAAAAGGAGAAAGACGUUAAUUACCCCAAAAGAAAGCACAUAAUCGAUACACUCGAUAUCGAUAAACUGAAGCGCAGACUGCCCACGCAGAACAGAAUCAAUACCAUACUAAUCGAUACAAUUAUAUCUAUGGAACAAAAAUUAGGCCAGUCUAGCUCACAGACCGCCCAACUACAGGCCUUGAACUAUCAACUCAAUCUACGAUAUGAGGAAUAA
Messenger RNA from Clonostachys byssicola, 1116 nucleotides. The record is from the annotation of a GenBank genome assembly. Lineage: Eukaryota; Fungi; Ascomycota; Sordariomycetes; Hypocreales; Bionectriaceae.